Messenger RNA from Xiphophorus hellerii (green swordtail), 8587 nucleotides. It is a transcript of the gene mylka, whose product is annotated as myosin, light chain kinase a. Lineage: Eukaryota; Metazoa; Chordata; Actinopteri; Cyprinodontiformes; Poeciliidae. Gene Ontology annotation, biological process: protein phosphorylation. Gene Ontology annotation, molecular function: protein kinase activity; ATP binding; protein binding. The coding region runs from base 289 to 5487 and encodes 1732 amino acids. The record is from RefSeq and is a predicted model, not a curated record. The transcript has 37 exons.
CAGACAGAGGAGAUCUCAGAGGAGCAGCAGGAGGAAGAGAGUGAGGAAGAGGAGGAGUCCUGCUGCUGAAUGAACGGCUUGUUGGAGUGAAGAACAGGAUCUGCUCAGAGGACUGAAGUUCUCCUCCUGCUGCUGCAUCAGGUCAGACCUGCUCACUAACUUUCACCUUUAGCUGCUUUUUACCUUCAACCUCUGAGGUGGGCGGAGUCAGAGCUGCUUCAUCUUCAUCUUUAAUGUCUUCAUGUCUGGAAACAACCUGCAGAUUAUCUCAGUUUUCCAGGUCAAAGCAUGAUGAGUGAUGUCCGACUGUCUGCUGCUCCUCCUUCUCUCUGUGAGGUCACAGCUUCACCAACAGGAUGUGGUUUCCAUAACAACGAGCCUCCAGCUUUCGUCCUGCCGCCUCGAAACGUCAGGGUCAGUCUGGGGGGAGACGCCCGACUGGAGGGGAAGGUGAGAGGUCAACCUGAGCCGCAGGUCACAUGGUACAGAGACGGGAAGCCUGUGAUUGGUGGAGGACGCUGCUCAGUGGAGCGAGGUGGGCGUGGCACUUUCAGCCUCCUGGUGGGCGGAGUCUCAGAGGAGGAUCUGGGCUGUUACACCUGUCAGGCGACCAAUGAGGCGGGGAGCCGGCAGGUUACCGUGGAGAUCCUGCUGGAAGAAAACUACGGGAAGCAAUACAUCCUGCCGUCCUGGAAGAGAUCAGGGUCCCGCUCCUCGAUCCCAGCGAUGGAGAACCGGACCAGCAUCUGGAGCGAGAGUCCACCGAAGUUCAUCUCCAAACCCAGCAGAGUGGUGGUCAGGCUGGGACAGAGCGGGAAGUUCUCCACUAAAACCACGGGACGGCCUCAGCCGCAGGUCACAUGGUACAAGGGGGAGGCAGAGCUUCAGUCUUCUGGUCGGAUCAGCGUGUUCGAACUUUCUGGUCGUCACUUCCUGGAGAUAAAGGAAGUCCAGGUGGAGGAUGCAGGAAGUUACACGUGUUCAGUCACCAACAGCGCCGGAGCGGCCACCGCCAGCGCUGAGCUAAUAGUUCAGGGUGUUGCUGAAGCCUCGUCCAGCGUUCAUCCAUCUGAGGAACCACCAGCCAUGAAACCAGUAGAGGACAGCAUUUCUCCCAGUCCUGGCAGGUCGACUGCAGACCAGCAACAGGGACAAACUGCAUCCCGAAGGAGCAAACCCCCUGUAGAGCUCCCUCACGUGGCUGGAAAGAGUACUGCUGCCGCCCAGAUUCAGUCCAGUCGAGCUGAUCCGGUUCAAACAAUCAAGGUGGCGCCAUCUGCAUCCAGCUGCAGCAGAGCUUUGAGGAGAUCCGCAUCAGGUUCUGGUCUGCGGUUUGAAGCUGUUCCUCUGGACCAGGAGGCCACAGAGGGAGCCCAGGUCACAUUCACCUGCCAAGUCUCGUCUGUUGCUGACGCCAUGGUAACCUGGCUCAGAGACGGGAACCCAGUGAGGACGGGUCCAGGACAUCAGCAGAGACGGGACGGGACUCGUCUGAUUCUCACCAUGGACAGAGUGACGCAGCUGGACAACGGGACAUACGGGUGUCAGCUCACCACUCCUGAGGGACUCAACGUUGCCUCGGCAACAUGGAGGCUGCGCGUCAACCGUGCGUCCAGGUGUCCGGUGUUCGUCAGUGAGCUGCAGGACUGCAGCGUGUCAGAGGGUCAGUCCAUCAGCCUGCAGGUCCGUGUGGAGGGAAAACCUGACCCUAACAUCAGCUGGCUGCUCAAUGGUCGUCCUCUUCCUCCCAGGACUCGAUCCUCACAUGUUGGGGGCGUGGCCAAGCUGAUGGUCCAGAACGCAUCACGCCAUGAUGACGGCGUCUACGUGUGCGUGGCGGAGAACAUCCACGGUCGGGCAGAGAGCAGUGCCCGGGUUCAGGUCAAAGGUAUGGUGCAGUCUGAGAGGUCAGAGGUCGCAGCAGCAGGUCGGGCUCCUCGCUUCAUUCGCCGUCUAAGCGAUCUGAAAGUGAUGGAUGGCAGCAGAGUCUCCAUGACGGUGGAGCUGAGCGGUGAGCCUCCUCCUGUGGUGAUGUGGCUCCAUGACGGGCAGGAGGUGUCGGAGUCGGAGGACUUCCACCUCCUCAGGGAGGAGAACCGCUACACUCUGCUGAUCCAGGAGGUUUUCCCAGAAGACACUGGGGCCUACAGCUGCCGGGCCUGGAACCAGUACGGAGAGGACCAGACCCAGGCCCGGCUCACUGUGGAAGAACCUCAGGACGGCAUCCAGCCCUGGUUCAUCACAAAACCCAAAGCGGUGAGCGCCGUCACAGGUCAACACGUCUUGCUGUCCUGUGCCAUCGCCGGAGACCCGUUCCCCCAGUACACAUGGACCAGAGUGGACCAGAACCGAGCGCUGAGCUCUGGAGGAGACUACGAACUGCUGCAGAAGGAGGACGUCGUCUCGCUGCUCAUCAGACGGGUCAGAAAGCAUCACGAAGGAGACUUCCUGAUCACCCUGAGGAAUAAAGUGGGAGAGUGCAGCGCUGUGGCUCAACUGUCCGUCACUGAAGGAGAACCUGAAGAAGGAGACAGGAGGACCGCAGCAGCCAGAGGAAGACCAGGAGGAGGAGGAGGAGAAAGCAGGAGGGUCAGUCUGCAGAGGCAGGAGGCUGGUGAGGAGGAGAAGAAGAAGAAGGAGGAAGAUCCCCGAGGACUCCUCAAGCGCAGCGUGGAAACGAGGGAGCGCGGUGAAGAGGAGCUGCGACAGAGGGAGGCGCAGCAGCUGGACUUUCGCUCGCUGCUGGGACGCCGAGCUUUGCCCCCCGACGGUGACACCGACACCCAGAAGAUGGAUUUUAAGGCCAACCUCCGGGGCGUCAAAGGCAAGGCGGAGGAGAAGGCGAACUCCCCGCAGCAGGUGGACUUCCGGAGCGUCCUGGGGAAGAAGGGCGCCGCUGGCAGCAACGGCAACAAGCCGGCCGAAACUCCUCCGAAGAACGCUGGAGACUUGCGCUCCGUCCUCACCAACAAGAAGAAGACGACUCCGGCGGCAACCCCUGAGAAGAACGGAGAGAAGGUGAACAACUGCGUGGAUGGAGGGCUUCAUGACCAGAAGAGCGAGGGAGGAAAGGGAGGUGGCGGAGGAGGGACGGCGCCGGAGUUCGUGGAGAAGCUGAAGGACGUGACGGUGCUGGACGGUCAGCGGCUCCGGCUGGAGUGUCGCCUCGCCUCCGCCGCAGCUGCUGAUGUCACCGUCACUUGGACGCUGGACGGGAAAACCGUCAAACCGUCCAAGUUCAUCAUCCUCGCCAACGAAGGCGGCCUCUGCUCUCUGACCAUCGACAAAGCUUUGCCGGAGGACGAAGGCCAGUACAAAUGCAGAGCUGAGCACUCGGCCGGCAGAGCGGAGUGUUCCUGUAUGGUUCUAGUCGACGAUCCACCAGAAAACUCUCCGACAGACAAGAAGUCUAAGAAGGCAGCUCCGACCUCAGAGAGUGAAGCCAGAAUAAAGAAGCCAACUCCAAAGACUCCUCCCAAACAAGCUUUGCCUCCUCAGAUCCUCCAGUUCCCAGAAGAUAUGAAAAUCCUGGCAGGAGAAAAGGUGGAGAUCCUCUGCAAAUACUCCGGAGCUCCACCCAUCACCUGCACCUGGCUGAAGUUCAGGAAACCAAUCCAGGAGGGAUCCUCGGACGUCUCCAUAGAGAGCACAGACAGCAGCAGUAAGCUGACCAUCACCAGCGGGCAGCAGGAGCACUGCGGCUGCUACACCGUGGAGCUGAGGAACAGCUACGGCCUCCGACAGGCCGCACUCAACCUCACCAUUGUCGACAAGCCCGACCCCCCAGCAAAGGUCCCCGCGACCUCUGACAUCCGGCGCUCCAGCCUGACCUUGUCGUGGUACGGGCCGACCUACGACGGCGGCAGCGCCGUGCAGACCUACCAUCUGGAGAUCUGGGACUCCGUGGACCAGCAGUGGAAGCAGCUGGUGUCCUGCAACAGCACCUCCUACAACAUCCAGAACCUUCUUCCAGAACGACAGUACAAGUUUCGAAUUCGAGCUCAGAACAUUUACGGCAUCGGAGAGCCGAGUGCCGAGUCUGAAGCCGUAACAAUGGGACUAGUGGACGACGAUAACCAGGAUGAUGCUGAGGCAGAGGAGGAGGAUGAAGACUCGGAAAAAGAGCCAGAGUACCGAGACGUGACCAUCAAAACCGAUGUGAAGGUGAAGGAGCUUUACGACGUGGAGGAGCGGCUGGGAACGGGGAAGUUUGGUCAGGUCUUCAAGCUGCAGGAGAAAUCCACGAAGAAGGUUUGGGCUGGGAAGUUUAUCAAGGCGUAUUCGGCCAAAGACAAGGAGAACGUGCGACAGGAAAUCAGCAUCAUGAACUCCCUGCAUCACCCCAAACUGGUCCAGUGUGUCGACGCCUUCGAGGGCAAAUCCGACAUCGUCAUGGUGCUGGAGAUGAUCUCUGGCGGCGAACUGUUUGAGCGGAUCAUCGACGAGGACUUUGAGCUGACGGAGAGGGAGGUGAUUAAAUACAUGCUGCAGAUCAUCGACGGCGUCAACUUCAUCCACAAGCAGGGGAUCGUCCACCUCGACCUCAAACCAGAAAACAUCAUGUGUGUCAACAAAACUGGCAGCAAGAUCAAACUCAUCGACUUCGGCCUCGCCCGCCGGCUCGCAAACGCUGGAACUUUGAAGGUUUUGUUUGGGACUCCAGAGUUUGUGGCUCCUGAAGUGAUAAAUUAUGAAGCCAUCAGUUACCCCACAGACAUGUGGAGUAUAGGAGUCAUCUGUUACAUCCUGUUGAGCGGUCUCUCUCCCUUCAUGGGCGACAACGACAACGAGACUCUGGCCAAUGUUACCUCGGCGACCUGGGACUUUGAGGACGAGGCCUUCGAUGAAAUCUCUGAAAACGCCAAAGACUUCAUCACCAACCUGCUGAAAAAAGACAUGAAGGCUCGGCUGUCCUGCCCUCAGUGUUUUGAACACCCCUGGCUGAAACAAGACACCAACACCAUGAAGACUACCAAGCUGUCCAAGGAGAGGAUGAAGAAGUACAUCCUGAGGAGGAAGUGGCAGAAAACGGGUCACGCUGUUCGAGCGAUUGGCAGACUCUCCUCCAUGGCCAUGAUGGCUGGAGUUAGUGCAAAGAAAGGCUCACCCACUGAAGAGGAUAAUCAGUUCCUGGAGUGUUUGGAGUACGAACAGAAGACGGAGAGUAAACCCACUUUCACUUCAGUCAUUAAAGACGUGGAGGUGGUGGAAGGCAGCGCCGCUCGCUUCGACUGCAAAAUAGAAGGAUACCCUGACCCUGAGGUGGUUUGGUACAAAGACGACCAGCCAAUCAAAGAGACCCGACAUUUCCAGAUCGACUACGAUGAAGAAGGAAACUGCAGUUUGAUCAUUUCAGAGGUUUCAGGUGACGACGAUGCCAAGUACAUGGUGAAGGCCGUCAACAGUCUCGGCGAGGCGACGUGCACAGCAGAUCUGCUGGUGGAGGUGAUGGCUGGAGAGGACGAGGAGGAAGAAGAGGAAGAAUAAAGAUUCCUGUUGGACAUUUAGGAGGCCUGCUGCUCCUCAGCCUGUCAGAAAAUUCACCCACAGUAACAUUUAGGGGUGGGAGGUGCAGGUGGGCGGAGUUUCUCAUACCUGAAUCUGAGCAUGUGCCGAUCUGCAGCCGAUUCGCUCUGAUUGGUCGGUUGAUGUGUGACAAUCUUAAAGCACAUCAAGCUCCAGGUAGGAGCUUGAUGGGCCCUGAUUCCAACAGGAAGUAAAGCGUAAAAGACUGACAUAUGCUAAAUUUUUCCCAUAUUAUAAACCAAAAUGUCUUUUUCACACAACAUAUUUGGCUUUAACACUCUGUUUUAGGGUGUUUUCACACAUGAUAGUUUGCAAUUGGAGACCAAAACUGCAACAUUUGUUUCAUUUUCAGGAGGUGCAGUUCACUAUGUCAAACGAACCAAAACAAUUUAAAAAGUUGUUCCCCUCCCAGGCUGUGGGGGCGCUGCAACAAGAACUACUGAAGGAAACCGCACAAAAACCUCUGAAGAAGAGAUGAGUGCAACUUCCUUCUUCAGGAAAUGUAAACAAAUGGAGUAGCAUCAGAUUUUAUCGGUUGUAGGAUUUCUCUUCAGUCUUCAACAAAAGCCAUUUCUCCCAGUAGCAGUAGACUUUUGCCUUUGUUUUGGUUGUAUUUACCCAGAAUGCCGUGCUUUGUAGUCUGCUUCCUGCUUUUGUUUCGGUCUCCAGUAAGCUUGGCCUUCACAUAUACAUUCGAACCACACUAGAGUUCACUUCAAUCAAACCGAGACCGAAGUUUGUAGACGGACCAGUUCUUGCUUUUUAGUUUGCAUCAGAGUUUAUUUUACAUUCACAUCUCUCCAAACAAAUCAGACUUUCUAGACAAAUGAACUAGAGUUUGAUUAAAGUGGACUAAACAGGGUUGGUGUGAAUGCACCAAACAGUUCAUCCCUGCAGCUUCCUGUGUUAGACUCCGCCCACCUGAUGCCCCGCCCACCAUCCCAUCUCAUAUGAGGUCACAUCAGUUGAACUGUCUUCCUGUGAACAACUGUUCCUCCAAAAUAACCACACAGACACUUCCUGCCGUUUCACAUGAAGAUCAGCCAUAACCAGUUCCUGAUUUUACAAGAUUCACAAUUUAAAAACAUCAAAUAUCUUUCUCACUUGGACUCUGAAGGUUCCUCCAACAGGCUCCUUCCUGCCUUACAGCUUGCUUUCAUACGAUUGUUCAGUUUAUGGAAGCUGUGAUGUCACUGAACUUUAACCUGUACAUGUUUAAUUCAUAAUGCCUCACUUUGUCCCUGUUUGAUUUGAAAACAACGUUCCAAAGCAUGAGGAAAGUUUGCCAACACUUUAAGUUUAACCUUUUUGUCUGAUCCAAGUGCAGGAGGGAACAGAGUGAAGAUGGCCGACCCGCCUUCUUUAAAUUAAACAUGAUUGGAGUCAAACGUUUGUGCAGCAAACAUUUUCAUGUGCCACUGUGAUUUUAAAGAUAUUAAUAAAUGUUUCCAAACGUCAUCAAAGGUUAAGCAGUACUCCCAUAUUUACAAUAUCAAAUUAAAUAUGGUGUCAAUCAAAUGUGCUAUGUUUAUGCUAGUUUGCAAACAAACUAGUAUAAACUACUUUAUGCUCAAACAUAACUCUGUUUGAGAAUCUGUUAUUUUGAAGAUGUAAAAAAAGUUACCUCAGAUAUUUGUGCUGCAAAAAUUUUCUUUUGUCCCACUAUACUUUUCAAGAUUUAAAAAAAGUUACCAGAGAUCACCCUGCCCUCACAGUGCCACAUUAACUAAAUCAAAAUUAAUAUGCGUUAAUUUAGCUGUUUGUGCUGCAUAGUGUUUUUGUUUGUGCUGCUAUAAUUUGUAAGAUUUAAAGACAAAAGUUUCCAGAGGCCACCAGAAAUUAACUUACCCUUCCACUCCCACAUUAACAAAAUUGAUCUAAAUUAUUUUUGCUAGUUUGUUCAGUUAUUGACACCAAAUUUUCUUUACUUUGUAAACGUGGACUUGCUGAUUGACCUUUGACCUCUGGAAGCAUUUAAAUGUAAUCCUUCCUUUACACAGGAAAAAUCUCUUGAAACUCAUUAUCUCAUUUACAAGAGGCGCCUGCAGCAUACUUUACAAAAACAUAAAAACAGUUACAAUCUACCAAAUAAUUCUAAAAAUACUGUAAGUACUAUACAUUGACAAUUAUUAAUAUCUUUAAAAUGACACCAACACAAAUGAAAAACGUUUGACACUUUCCUUUAAUCUGAGGAAGGUGUGGCGGCCAUCUUUACUCAGCUCAGGUCACUGUUUCUGUGCCUUAACGCUGCGCUGAGCCCAGUCUGAACUGGACGUUCUGCAGUGAUCACAUUUGUUCUUUAUCUUCUGCAACUGAGCUUCUCCUGUUGAUAUCCGACAAUCCAGCUUCACUCUUUAUCUUCAUUUUGUGUUUCAGCUGCAGGUUUGCGAAGCUUCAGUCACGUUUGGCCUCCUGCUGUUAGCCUUAAAGCGUCACCCUGAGUCAGAGUUUCUCCGUCACGCUGUGGGACGAUUUUCUUCCUCUGUGGCCUUAAAAAACUGUUCAUGAAUCAGGAAAAUCUCAAACCUCAGCAUGAAUUCCCCAGUUUCUGACUCCAAGCAUCACAUAGGAGCAGAUUAAAUGUUUCAUUGGAUUGCUGUGAAGUCUCUCUGUGUGGCGGCAGAAACUCUGGGUGAAAGUCACAUUCCAGCUGUUUGUGUUUGAACCUUUUCAUGAAAUCUGAUUCCUCUUAAAAAUCAGACACCAAAGAUGUUUGUGUUUUUUCUGCUAACUCACAGGGGUGUUUGUGUGCGCGUGUAUGCGUGUGUGAGUGUUUCCUCUGCAGUUUUCAACCAUCCGGUUUGUGUGUUCGGAGUCUGUUUUUUUGUUAUUUAAUGCACAGAUUUUUAAUUAUAUGAUAAUUAUUCCAGAAAGGUGUUGCAGCACUUCAUGUCCUCGCCUAUUAAAGCAGAGGUGGACUCACUCUUUGUUUUGUUUUUGUAUUAGAUGUAUGUAGAUUUAAUUACUUUAAUUUUUAUAAAAAUAUACCAGUUUGAUGAACUGUAUGAGAACACUACGACUGUAGUUACUCACAGAAAACAAAUAAAUUUUUAUCACUAAA